Molecule: messenger RNA, 655 nt
Organism: Aspergillus heteromorphus CBS 117.55
Lineage: Eukaryota; Fungi; Ascomycota; Eurotiomycetes; Eurotiales; Aspergillaceae
Exons: 1
Coding region: 218-559 (113 amino acids)
Source: RefSeq, a predicted model, not a curated record
CUUACCGCCUGGCACCAUAACAGUACAUCUUUCCUCUCUGUAUUUCUAACAGUAACGAUAAACCCCUCAAAACAUACAACAUAAAAGUAAAUACAUAAGGUAGGUAGGCCUGGAUCGCGCCCCAACCAGUACAUAAAAAUAGCCGAGGCCAGACAGGCCUUUUCCCACGCUUAUUCGGUACGGUGGGGGGGGAACAGCCCUGGCCAGACAUUCACGCAUGGCAUGGAUCCAUGUACUUUGUAUACAGAAACCAUGGUUGAUUCGGGGUUGUCGCGGAGGGCACUGCUUCGUUUGGGGCGCCAGUUGGGGAAGCCCGGUAGUAGCUGCGGACAGGCCUAGACUCUCGUGGUUGGUGGCCUGCUGGCAGCCGGCAGUUGGCAUGCGGGCUGGGGUUCUGCGGUUCUGGGUUCUGGGUUCUGGGGUUCGUGGGGCAUGUAUACUAGUAUUGACUACCAGUUCUACCAGUAGUAGGCUAGCCACUUGGGCUAUUUGGCGGUUUUUAUUUAUAGAUGAUCGUAUGUUCUGUUGUCUGUAUAGUAGUGUAUGUCUUUCUGGAUGAUGUGCUAGUAAGGAAUGUUGCUUUCGUUGGAGCGGGGAGAUGACGAGGGUGAGGGUGAGGUUAUUCCCGAUACAAUACUACUAGCUUGCGGACAAU